Molecule: messenger RNA, 1191 nt
Organism: Eutrema salsugineum
Lineage: Eukaryota; Viridiplantae; Streptophyta; Magnoliopsida; Brassicales; Brassicaceae
Product: protein TONNEAU 1a
Exons: 8
Coding region: 180-962 (260 amino acids)
Molecular function (GO): protein binding
Source: RefSeq, a predicted model, not a curated record
GUGUGUAUGUGUGUCUGUGCUUUUUUUUUUUUUUUUCAACGUCUUUCUCUCAUUUUGGCUAAAAAUCGGGCCACUCCGGCUUGGCGCAACACCAAUCUUCAAAUUCUCCACAACAUAGAAACCCCAUUUUCUCAAAAAUCCAAUUUUUCAUACUUUGAUUUUGAUUUAGUGGUUGAACAAUGGAUGAUUAUACUAGAGAGAUGAUGGAUCUCAAGACCUUAGUCACUCGAACCCUAGAGAAGAAGGGUGUUCUCGCUAAGAUCCGGGCUGAGCUCCGUGCGAGUGUGUUUGAAGCAAUCGAAGAAGAGGAUCGAGUGAUAGAAAACAACGAAGGGCUUCCUCCAGCUCUGUUGGGAAGCUGCAAUGAUGGUGCGAGGCGGCUUCAUGCUUUGCCAUCAGGCAGGUUGCUAUCUGCGUUAAUUUGUGAAUACUUGGACUGGGCGCAACUUAAUCACACGCUAAAAGUGUAUCAACCCGAAUGUAAUUUGCAAAAAGACUCUUGGAAGUCUGAAUUAGGCAACUUUUGUAGCAACCAUGGUUAUGAGCUCAACAGAAAUGGAGAAAGCGCACCGCUCCUUCUCGAUGUUCUUGAAGGAUUCUUGAAGUUCCAGAGCAUGCCACAGACCAUGGGUGGUAAUUCAAGGAGAGAGUCAGAAACAGAGUCCUCAUCAAGCCUUGACUCAAGAAAUCCUCCUCGCAGAUCAUCUGCUUCUGAUAGCUUACCUCCUCUACGAAGGCCGGGUUCUGCAUCCCAAGGAUCGGAUAGAAGAGCCGGGUUGUCUACUUCUGGGUACAAAAAAGAUGAAUUCAAUUGGAGACAGAGCAACCAAGAUGCGCAUGAAGAGGUAAUGAGAGCAUCAGCGGCGCUAGAAAAUCUUCAGCUGGAUAGGAAAACUCGGAACUUAACAUCUUCUUGGAGGAAUGCGAGGGAUGGAGCAAGUGAAGAAGAAGGGAGGGAUUGAUUGAUUUAGAAUUCUGAUAAGAUGCAGCUUCUGGAUUAGUUUGUUUAUGGUUCUGUGUACGUGUGAUAUAUGUAUGUUCCAUAUCUGCAACUGCGUUUUUAUUAUGUUUUCGACAAACAUCUCCGUCUCUUUUAACAAGUUGUUCCCAAAAAAGACAUUGAAUGGUUAAUGUUUCGUUCUGAGAUGUUUUGAGAAGAGAGGAUUUCAUUUCACAAACAAGAAUCAAAGG